AUGGAAUACCAGCACCAGCAACAGCAACACGGCAUUCAGCCGGCCCCGGAAUACACCCAGCAGCCCCCAGGGACAAACUCCACACCGCAUCCCUACGGGCAGCUCCCGUCGACGCCCCAGGGCUACCAGCAGCAAGAUAACAUGCGUGCCACCUACACCGAGAGCGCCAACGUGCGCAACCAGAAAUGGGAGAACAGUCUCUGCAACUGCGCCCCCUGCGGCUCAUGCCUCCUCGGCACCUUUCUCCCCUGCAUGCUCCUCGGCAAGACGUCGGAACGGAUGCGCGACCCGACGAUGCGCAACUACCAGCCCAUCAACGUCGACUGCGUGCUCAUGUGCGGCAUCACGUAUUUCACGUGCUGCGGGUGGAUCUAUGCCAUGAUCAAGCGCGGCGAGAUUCGCGAGCGCUUCCACAUCGAAGGGUCCGGGCUGCGCGACUGCUGCACGACGUACUGGUGCCCCUGCUGCGCGCUCAUCCAGCAGGACAAGGAGGUUGCGCGGAGGCUCGCGACCGGGCCGAUCGUGCAGGGGUAUCAGGGGAACAAGGAGGGCAUGAACAUGAACCGCCAGGUGUGA
Molecule: messenger RNA, 576 nt
Organism: Verticillium alfalfae VaMs.102
Lineage: Eukaryota; Fungi; Ascomycota; Sordariomycetes; Glomerellales; Plectosphaerellaceae
Product: PLAC8 family protein
Exons: 2
Coding region: 1-576 (191 amino acids)
Source: RefSeq, a predicted model, not a curated record